UACUCGUGUCUUCCUGCGCCUGAAGAAUCGCCGUUGUCUUCAAAUGCACCGCCUCUAAUGAGUCUCCGGCGGCCUGCAACUACCCCGCUAUGGCCUCUUCUCAGCCAGGGGAUAUCGCGUACCUACCCCAAGAACUCUUUCAGAUGAUCCUGUGCUAUCUCGAACCUGUGGAUAUUAUCCGAUGUCGCCGUGUCUGUUCGGCGUGGUAUCAGGCGUUUUCGAACCCGGUCAGCCUCGUCCCGAUUUUAAAAAGAAUAUUUCCUUUAGCCCGGGAAAUUUGCGAGCUUUCCCAGAUUGGCCCAGCGUCUUGCCUUGAAACUUAUCCGGAAGAAACGCUGUGUAAAUGGCGACUUAUACUAGACAGGGUUUCGGAACGAUAUUAUCGUCUGGCUCAUGGUCGACCUCGCUCUGCCAAGAAAUAUAAUUUACAAGGGACUGAGCAUGAAAAGGGUGGAUGCCGACUCUUCGAGGUGUUUCCGUGGGAAAAUCAUGCAAGCCACUUCUGGGACACAAUGGAUAUGUUCUUUGAGCACGCCUUUUGGACAUAUGAAAAAGGGCUGCUUGUGUUCCCCAAUAAAGACGAGGGAGGUCUUACUCUAUUGGAUUUGGAAACCGAAAAUACAUUCAUGAUACCAUUUGUUACUGCCCAAAAGGUCAUCCGAAGGAUACGGCUUCAGGAUAGGCUACUGGUGGUUGAAUGGGCGGAAUACGAGGCAUUCCACUGGCUGAACGAUCGAGAUAAAGUACAUCGCCACUAUGCCACCUCAUUUGAUAUCGUCCAAGUUGGGCAUGGCUGGGAUAUUACACUACGUAACGAAUGGAAAAUAAUGUUUCUUGGACAUCCUCUAGGUGAUAGAGAUAGGUUCUACUCGACUCAUAGUAGCAGUCACUAUGCUAUAUAUGUAUGGCAACCAAAUCGCAGCCUUUAUACUGCGGAGGAGGAUGCCCCGAUUGAAUCUCUGUCUAUCUGGAAUAUUUCCCAACCCUCUAACUAUAGGGCAUCUCUAGACCCGACCGGAAGGUUGAAAGAAACAGUAGACGACUCUGGCCCGUCUCUAAUUACUAGAUUCAGCUUUCGAGAGCUCGGAUUUUACUCUGUAAGGCAAGGAGGGCUUCCUGGGAUCAUACGAUUGGACAUUGAUAGUAACACAAGUUCUAUUUCAAUCACCGAGGCCCAAAAUCAUGACUUUAUGCUAACUGAACUGGGUAAUCCUCUCGAAUAUACCCCGAGUGUUUUGGUGACCACUAUUCCGUUCGCCGGACAAGGGCCUUCAUGGCGGAGAAAAGUUGAUACAUUCUACCCCCCGUAUCGCGGCAAUUGUGCUAUGGAAAUUCCCCCAUGGACAAUCACAGCACCAUGGCCUUGCUACUGGGGCAUCUGCGAGGCAACAGAUAAAAAGUCUCGUGUAUCUUUUUGCCUCUCGUACCUAUUUUCCCAAAAUUAUAAAGAUGAAAUGCAGACGAGUAGACUUAUGGUUACAAUUCAUGCUCUUGGGUCAAUCACAAGGCUCAGUGAAAAAUUAUCUGACGAGCUUUCUGCCAAAGGGAAAAUCUGUGGUGAUGAACGAUUUCUUGUCGGUGAGAAUGAAUAUAACCAGCUGACUGUGCUACGUUUCUAAUGUCGUCGUUUUGCAUGUCACGAAUAUCGAGGAUGAGCAUUAAGAGCUUACUUUAAUACUGUCUCGAAUAUAUUCUCAAGUUUGAAUCCAUGUUGAAUCCAUGUAGGUGAAAUGAAUAGAACCGUUAAUUCCGUUCUCUACCUGGAUAAGCAUACGAGUCAAGUCAUUCCACGUCUAGCUCAAGGAUCGCUCACUAAGCACGAAGAGGCAGACCAACAUUAAAUUAGAACCUGUUUCAAACGGGGGCUUUGUGAGCGCCAUUUUAUAACAUGCAUUCAACAUCUGAACAAUCAAAUUUCGAGAACUACCUGGAUUGACGUUCAGGAACAGAUUUGGUAUCGGGAAUCGCACCUCUCGAUUUCGCCAUUUGCAACAAAUAGAUUCAAUUUUUGUGACAAAAAUGAAACAAAUAAAAUGUA
Talaromyces proteolyticus is the source of this 2038-nucleotide messenger RNA. RefSeq names its product F-box domain protein. The transcript has a single exon. Lineage: Eukaryota; Fungi; Ascomycota; Eurotiomycetes; Eurotiales; Trichocomaceae. The record is from RefSeq and is a predicted model, not a curated record. Gene Ontology annotation, molecular function: protein binding. The coding region runs from base 90 to 1619 and encodes 509 amino acids.